Salmo salar (Atlantic salmon) is the source of this 1129-nucleotide messenger RNA. Its product is annotated as G protein-coupled receptor 88. Gene Ontology annotation, cellular component: membrane. Gene Ontology annotation, biological process: G protein-coupled receptor signaling pathway. The record is from RefSeq and is a predicted model, not a curated record. NCBI's taxonomy places the organism in Eukaryota, Metazoa, Chordata, Actinopteri, Salmoniformes, Salmonidae. Gene Ontology annotation, molecular function: G protein-coupled receptor activity.
AUGAAAAACCUUUUUUAUUCUUCAAACAUGCCAAACGAAUCAUCGCAACUGAUAGACUGCGAUGUGGGACACAAUGCCAAGAUCAGCCUUGCGGCAGUCUAUUCUCUCAUGUGCUUGUUUGGGACAAUUUGAAACCUUUUGGUUGUCUACCUGGUCGUGAUUAAGAAACUUUGGACGGCUAGCAAUGCGUUCAUUGUGAACGGCUUGGUGUGCGCAUUUUGGAUGCCGCACGAGGCAGUGGAGAUUUCUUCUGGUAGUCCUUUUCCGGCUGGGUACGAAGUCCUAUUCCUCGGCAUCACUGUCUUUCUUCUCUCCCAUUCCCUCAUAGCCGUCAACCGAUAGGUCUCUAGUGAUUUGGUAACCAAAUCACUACAGACCUAUCUGUCCAUCUACCAAAAAAUACACACAGAAUGGAUGCUAAUUGCGUCGUGGCUUUCGGCGCUGGGAUUUCUACUACCCUGGAUCACGUCUUCGCGGUACCCACAGAAAGGAUGCUCAUAUCUCCCUGCUUCCGCAGCAUCACUGCUCAAAGGAGGGAAGCCCAUUCUCUCUGACCCAUUUGAAACUGGUACCCUGCUGUUGACUAUUAUUGGUGAGACAAUGGUUGUUUUGUAUUGCUAUUUCAAAAUAUUUUGAAGGGUGCAGAUCAGUGUGAAGAGGGUCAGCAUAUUACAUUUUCCUAUCGUGAAUAACCUUCCUUAUUCGCUCCCCAGAAAGGACAAACGUUUGGGGUUCUACGUGUUGGCAGUGUUGUGUUUCAUAUUCAUCCUCACUACAGAGCCUCUUUUCUGGGUGUUAUUAACAGCACUUUUUACCAUGGUUCCAUUGGCACUUAGGACAUGUUCAUGGAUGAUUUUCUGCACUAUCUUUGUUACAAACCCAUUUCUCUACACGUGGAAGAACGAGGAGUUUAAAAGAUCCGUGCUCAAGGGAGAAUUUUGGAGAGGGUCUGCAGUUGGGGUUGAGCCCAUUACGAUGAAUACAAUAUCUCACCUUGUCCCAAGACAAAAUAGUCACAUUUUUGGCUGAACGUAAUCUGAACUGCUUUGACAUUGGUUAUUGUAAGGAUACAGCUGCUACAGUGUUUUAGAAAGCCUACCUGACAACUCAAUCAAAAAUGACACUAUAA